This is a messenger RNA of Anarrhichthys ocellatus (wolf-eel), 1903 nucleotides long. RefSeq names its product nucleoporin 35 (gene nup35). Gene Ontology annotation, biological process: nuclear pore organization; NLS-bearing protein import into nucleus. The record is from RefSeq and is a predicted model, not a curated record. Bases 279 to 1160 code for a protein of 293 amino acids. Gene Ontology annotation, cellular component: nuclear pore central transport channel; nuclear membrane; nuclear pore nuclear basket. Gene Ontology annotation, molecular function: structural constituent of nuclear pore; phospholipid binding; nucleic acid binding. NCBI's taxonomy places the organism in Eukaryota, Metazoa, Chordata, Actinopteri, Perciformes, Anarhichadidae. The transcript is spliced from 9 exons.
GUUAGCUGCAGUGUUGUAGCGUUAAUUCUCAGUCAGCCCUCCACCAGAAGCUCUGAGCUACAGAAACAAACUACAGCGGACUUGGUAUCAUAUUUUAAACCGCUCGGCUCUAACUAAUUUGAUGCUACAAUUUUGUAUUCACUCAAGUAGACUUUUCAACAGCAGUUAUAGUGACAAAUCAGUUAGCUUUGCUAGCCGCGUGAGCUAGCCGGCCAUUCCUUUUGCCUGGCGUCACUUCCUACUUUUGAAAAUCGCGGCCAUAAAGUAACGAAGCAGAGAUGGAGCUACAAGUGGGAACUGAACCGAUGACCCUGGGCUCUCCCACCUCUCCAAAGUCGACCCCUGGAGCUCAGUUUCUGCCCGGCUUCCUGAUGGGCGACCUGCCAGCUCCAGCUAGCCCCCAGCCACGCCCCUUCAGUCUGGCCUCGCCCAUUAGUGAGAGCGCAGGUACGCCCCGAGGAGGAGGUGGAGGCUUUGCCCCGCAGCCUGUUGUCCCCACCCCCAAAGAUAAGAGUGGAGCCCCACCUGUUCGCAGUAUACAUGACGACCUGGUUAAUGUGACCACGCCCCUCAACACACUCAGACAGUCUUUUCCAGUUAUGCAGUCUCCUCUGUCUGCACGGGGGGCAUCUACUCCAGGUGUGCAUCAGCUGUGCCUGUCUCCAGCUCAGGUGGAUCCUUUUUACAGUCAGGGAGAGUCUCUGUCAUCUGAGGAUCAGCUGGAUCAGACUUGGGUCACUGUGUUUGGUUUCCCUCCAGCCUCAGCCUCCUACAUCCUGCUGCAGUUUGCACAAUAUGGAAACAUCAUCAAACACACGAUGGCGUCUCCUGGUAACUGGAUGCACCUUCAGUAUCAGUCCAGACUUCAGGCCAGGAAAGCUCUGUCUAAAGAUGGAAAAGUGUUUGGUGACGCCAUCAUGGUGGGAGUGAAACCCUGCAUAGACAAGAGUGUGAUGGACAGCAGCGUAGCCGUCUUGUCGCCCCUCUCCACCUCCUUCUCCAACUCCGUCCUCCCCUCCACUCCUCGCUCCGCCAUCAGACCGCUCAGUGCCUCUUACAGGAGCUCCUGUAGCGACUACCAGGUGGUAGCAGACAGACAGACACCAAGGAAGGACGACAGUUUGGUUUCCAAAGCAAUGGAGUACAUGUUUGGCUGGUGACAUUACACAAUGCAUCAUGGGAUACCUGCAGCCUUGAAAGAGAGAGGGGAAUCAAUGGAGCGAUGGAUGAACUGAUUCACUACACUGUGUGUGUGUGUGUGUGUGUGUGUGUGUGUGUGUGUGUGUGUGUGUGUGUGUGUGUGUGCUGAGGUGGAGAAUCUUUUUGUCUCUUCUUUUACAAUCAGUAUUUUUUUAAUGUUUUGUCUCAAUAAAGUUUUUCUCUGGUUUGAAGUGAAGCUGACGUUUCAUUCAACAACCACAAGGUGGCGCUGUUCAAUCCACGAAGUGCAGUCACAUCCUCAUGUCUACAUGGCGUGGACAAAAGUUUGUGGACACGCAAACAUUCUAAUAAUAUGUGAUUGUUGGACAUAUUAUCUUAAGACCAGGAUCAUGAAUGUGCUGCUGUAGCAGCCUUCACUCUUCUGGUUCAAGCCCUUCCACUCACAGCUCGGUCUGUGUUUUCAUUCCAUCCCAAAGGUGUCUGAUGGGGUUGAGGUCAGGGCUCUGAGCAGACCAGUGAAGUUCUUUCACACCGAGCUGGGAAAACCAUUUCUGUAUGUCUCUAUGGACGGAGACAUCAUGAAGGAAUGAAUGAAUGAACACCGUCGAGAGGUUUAUUUUGAAGCCUGGAGAGGGGGUGUGAAUAUUCACUCUGUAGAUAUAAUUCACCAUUCACCGGUUACUGUAAUAAAGCUGUUCUUUGUCACAUUUUCAUGAUUAAGCUGAUAACUGCAUAGUGUCUU